Messenger RNA from Chrysochloris asiatica (Cape golden mole), 2059 nucleotides. It is a transcript of the gene PANX2, whose product is annotated as pannexin 2. Gene Ontology annotation, biological process: positive regulation of interleukin-1 production; monoatomic cation transport. Gene Ontology annotation, molecular function: channel activity. NCBI's taxonomy places the organism in Eukaryota, Metazoa, Chordata, Mammalia, Afrosoricida, Chrysochloridae. The transcript has 3 exons. The coding region runs from base 21 to 2039 and encodes 672 amino acids. The record is from RefSeq and is a predicted model, not a curated record.
UCCUGGAGCAGUCGGCGGACAUGGCGACGGCGCUGCUGGCGGGCGAGAAGCUGCGGGAACUGAUCCUGCCCGGCGCCCAGGACGACAAGGCGGGUGCGCUGGCCGCGCUCUUGCUGCAGCUGAAGCUUGAGCUGCCGUUCGACCGCGUGGUCACCAUCGGCACGGUGCUCGUCCCGAUCCUGCUGGUCACGCUGGUCUUCACCAAGAACUUCGCAGAGGAGCCCAUUUACUGUUACACCCCGCACAACUUCACCCGCGACCAGGCCCUGUACGCCCGCGGCUACUGCUGGACGGAGCUGCGGGACGCGCUUCCCGGCGUGGACGCCAGCCUCUGGCCGUCGCUGUUCGAGCACAAGUUCCUGCCCUACGCUCUGCUGGCCUUCGCCGCCAUCAUGUACGUGCCCGCGCUGGGCUGGGAAUUCCUGGCCUCCACGCGCCUCACGUCCGAGCUCAACUUCCUACUGCAGGAGAUCGACAACUGCUACCACCGCGCGGCCGAGGGCCGGGCCCCCAAGAUCGAAAAGCAGAUUCAGUCCAAGGGGCCCGGCAUCACCGAGCGCGAGAAGCGAGAGAUCAUCGAGAACGCCGAGAAGGAGAAGAGCCCCGAGCAGAACCUGUUCGAGAAGUAUUUGGAGCGGCGCGGCCGCAGCAACUUUCUGGCCAAGCUGUAUCUGGCGCGGCACGUGCUCAUCCUGCUCCUCAGCGCGGUGCCUAUCUCCUACCUGUGCACCUACUACGCCACCCAGAAGCAGAACGAGUUCACGUGUGCGCUGGGCGCCUCGCCCGACGGGCCGCCAGGUGGCGCGGGCCCGGGCCCGGCUGUGCGCGUCAACUGCAAGCUGCCGUCGGUGCAGCUCCAGCGCAUCAUCGCGGGCGUGGACAUCGUGCUGCUGUGUUUCAUGAACCUCAUCAUCCUGGUCAAUCUCAUCCACCUCUUCAUCUUCCGCAAGAGCAAUUUCAUUUUCGACAAACUGCACAAGGUGGGCAUCAAGACGCGCCGCCAGUGGCGACGCUCCCAGUUCUGUGACAUCAACAUUCUGGCCAUGUUCUGCAAUGAAAACCGCGACCACAUCAAGUCACUCAACCGGCUGGACUUCAUCACCAACGAGAGCGACCUCAUGUACGACAACGUGGUGCGGCAACUGCUGGCCGCACUAGCGCAGUCCAACCACGACGCUACGCCCACGGUGCGUGACUCGGGCAUCCAGACGGUCGACCCGAGCGCCAACCCCGCCGAGGCCGACGGCUCCUCGGAGCCGCCAGUGGUCAAAAGGCCGCGCAAGAAGAUGAAAUGGAUUCCCACCAGCAACCCUCUGCCUCAGCCCUUUAAGGAACAGCUGGCGAUCAUGCGCGUGGAGAACAGCAAGACUGAGAAGCCCAAGCCCGUGCGCAGGAAGACGGCCACCGACACGCUCAUCGCGCCGCUGCUGGACGCGGGCGCCCGUGCCGCACACCACCACAAGGGCGGCGGCGGCGGAGAAACCUCUGCGCCGCCCGCCACUGCCGCCGCCGCGGGGGACAAGAAGCACGCGCGGCACUUCUCGCUGGACGUGCACCCCUACAUCCUGGGUACCAGAAAGCCCAAGCCCGAGCCCGCCCCUGCCGUCGCCCUGCCCGCCUCCCGGAGCCAGGAGGGGGGCUUCCUUUCGCAGGGAGACGAGUGCGCGCUGGGCCUGGCCACCGCACCCACCAAAGAUGCCCCUCUUCCGGAAAAGGAUCUCGCGUUCCCAGCAGAUGCACCCCGGGCCAGUCUUCCCUCCGCCGGCCCCUUCCACGUCUGCUCACCCGUCUCAGCCCCUGCUGCAGCUCCGCUGUCUCCGCCCGGCCUGGGCAAGGCUGACCCCCUGACUAUCCUGAGCCGAAACGCCACUCAUCCCCUUCUCCACAUCAACACGUUGUACGAGGCCGGGGAGGAAGAGGAAGGGGGCCCCUGCCCACCCCCGGACAUGGGUGAGCUUAUUGCCAUCCCGCCCCCUCAGCAAAUCCUCAUUGCCACCUUCGACGAGCCCAGGACAGUCGUGAGUACUGUGGAGUUCUGAGGGAAGAAACGCCGGCUGCC